CAGCGAAAACAGAGCCCCCAAAAAUCUCUCUCCGAAAGAUCUGAGUUUUGCUCUGUCUCUCGCUCUCUGCGAAACGAUCAAUGGCGGCUUCCUUGGUUGCUAAUGGUAAUAUAGCCGCCGUUAAGCCUUCGGUGACUGGUCGGUUCGCUUCGGUUUACAGUGAAGUACAGAACAGCCGGCUCGAUCAUGCUCUUCCUCUUCCUUCAGUCCUCAAAAACCCCUUCAAGGUCGUCGACGGUCCUGCCAGCUCCGCCGCCGGCCAUCCAGAGGAGAUCGAGAAGCUGUUCCCUUGUCUGUUUGGGCAACCAUCGGCAAUGUUGGUACCUGGUGAUUCAGGUGAAUUUAAGUCAGGUCCGAGCUUGAAGAUAGGAGUGGUGUUAUCUGGAGGACAAGCUCCUGGCGGACACAAUGUCAUUUCUGGAAUUUUUGAUUAUUUGCAGGACCAUUGUAAAGGAAGCACACUGUAUGGUUUUAGGGGUGGACCAGCUGGGAUAAUGAAGUGCAAAUAUGUUAUAUUGACCUCAGAGUAUGUUUAUCCAUACAGAAAUCAGGGUGGAUUUGAUAUGAUUUGCAGCGGGAGGGACAAGAUUGAGACUCCAGAGCAGUUUAAGCAAGCUGAAGAAACGGCAUUGAAGCUUGAUUUGGAUGGGCUGGUUGUAAUUGGUGGAGAUGACUCUAACACAAAUGCUUGCCUCCUUGCAGAAAACUUCAGAAGUAAAAAUUUGAAAACCCGAGUGUUGGGAUGCCCAAAGACCAUUGAUGGUGACUUGAAAAGCAAAGAGGUUCCCAUAAGUUUCGGAUUUGAUACGGCAUGCAAGAUCUAUGCGGAAAUGAUUGGAAAUGUCAUGAUAGAUGCUCGCUCAACUGGAAAAUAUUAUCAUUUUGUACGGCUCAUGGGACGUGCUGCUUCACACAUUACACUAGAGUGUGCUUUACAAACUCAUCCAAACAUCACUCUUAUUGGAGAGGAGGUUGCUGCCAAGAAGCAGACUCUGAAAAAUGUUACAGACUACAUUGCUGAUGUGAUCUGUAAACGUGCAGAACUUGGUUAUAACUAUGGGGUAAUACUCAUUCCAGAAGGCCUUAUUGAUUUCAUUCCUGAGGUGCAGCAGCUCAUUGCAGAGCUGAAUGAAAUUCUGGCCCAUGACACAGUAGAUGAAGCUGGCCUUUGGAAAAAGAAACUUACACCCCCAUCUCUGCAGCUUUUUGAUUUGUUACCUCCAGCAAUUCAGGAACAGUUGCUGCUUGAAAGAGAUCCUCAUGGAAAUGUUCAGGUUGCCAAAAUAGAGACAGAGAAAAUGCUUAUUCAAAUGGCUGAAACUGAGUUGGAGCAGAGGAAGCAGGGAGGUGCAUACAAAGCCCAAUUUAAAGGACAAUCCCACUUUUUUGGGUAUGAAGGAAGGUGUGGUUUGCCAUCCAACUUUGAUGCUACAUACUGCUAUGCAUUAGGUUAUGGUGCCGGAGCUCUUCUUCUUAGUGGGAAAACGGGAUUGAUAUCAUCGGUGGGAAAUUUGGCUGCUUCAGUGGGAGAAUGGACUGUCGGUGGAACUGCAUUGACUUCAUUGAUGGAUGUUGAGAGGAGACACGGUAAGUUCAAGCCAGUGAUUAAGAAGGCAAUGGUAGAGCUUGAUGGUGCACCAUUCAAAAAAUUUGCAUCCAUGCGGGAAGAGUGGGCCCUUAAGAACCGAUAUUUCUGUCCUGGUCCAAUCCAAUUUGUUGGCCCGGUAUCUGAUCAACUUAGUCACACCUUAUUGUUGGAGCUUGGAGCUCAAGCAUGAGUGCUUGACCUGGGAAAAUGCAAGUUGUCAUAUUUCUGCCUCUCUUUAUCUCUCAAUAAUGUUCUCGAUUUUUGCCUUUUUUGCCUGCGGAUGCUUUCGAAUUAGAUGUUAACCUUAUCAGUGGUGGCUCCUUUAUUGGACUAAGAUUCAUCGUCCGGAUAAUUGAAGCUCCAUCUCCUCAAUUUCUUUGUCGCCAUGUUUUUAUUUUAUUUUCACUAUUGGCUUGGAUCAGUACUUAUCUUUUAGUUGUGGUUGAGACAAAUGAUAAUGACUUUUUGUUUUGUUUUUAUGUUUUUGUUCUUUUUUUUUUCAUUCCAAAACCUAUGAAUAUCAGAGAGACACCCGUGGAUUAUUAAGAUUAUAUAAGAUAAGGAUCUACCAG
Messenger RNA from Ilex paraguariensis (yerba mate), 2160 nucleotides. The record is from the annotation of a GenBank genome assembly. Lineage: Eukaryota; Viridiplantae; Streptophyta; Magnoliopsida; Aquifoliales; Aquifoliaceae.